AUGGUUGCAAAAUUCUUUGAAGCUCUUGUGAGGGUCGUUAAUUCAUAUUCCAUCCACUCUGCAUUGAUCCUGGACUCUGUUCAAGAUGACAGGGAUGACCCCAGUCAACCAUUAGUCACUGCUCCAUUUGGGCAUGCUUCACAGGAAAUUGUAAACCUACUGCUUUGUGGGCAGGCUGUGGCUAAUGUGUUUGAUGGUAAGAUGGACUUGGGUGGUGGCAUGUUUGUGAAGGGCAUUUCGUUGACUGUAGAAGUUGGAUUCCUCACUCUAUUAGAGUCCCUCAACUUCUGCAAGGUUGGCCAGUAUCUGAAAUGCCCCAAGUGGCCAAUAUGGGUUGUUGGAAGUGAGUCUCAUUAUACAGUCCUGUUUGCUCUUGAUAGCAAAGUUCAAGAGGAGAAUGAACUUGAAGGGAGAGAAACGCAAGUCCGGAGAGCUUUUGAUGCACAAGAUCAAAGCGGAGGUGGUGGAUUCAUUAGUGUGGAAGGCUUUAAUCAAGUGGUCAAGGAAACAAAUAUUAACCUUCCAGCAGAGAAGCUUGACCACCUUUGCAGUGCAGGCUUUAUCGUGUGGAGUGAGUUCUGGCAGGUGCUUUUGGAUUUAGACAAGAGUUUAGGAGGCUUAAAAGAUUCAACUGGAUUAAUGGGAAAAAAGAUAUUUGAUCUUUACCACUUUAAUGGAAUUGCAAAGUCAGUUUCAAAUGGCAGUCAGGCAUCUCCUGGAAGUGAGAUUCCAAUACAAAGACCAAGACUUACAAAACUGAGGGUUUCAGUUCCCCCAAGGUGGACUCCUGAGGAAUUCAUGACAGCAGGGCCCUCUGGUCCAGGUGGAAAUGACUCUACCGUGAAAGAUACUGUUGUUGAAGUGUCUAAACCGGAGCCUGCUCAGCAUGCACCUUUGGUUGACUGUAUUAGAACGCGGUGGUCCCGUGCUGUUUGCAACUGGGAAGGAGACGCACCAAGUAUAGUCUGAUUGUUUCCUAAUCUUAUUUGGUUUCCGCUGAUGUGCCUUAGUGUUUGAAAUACGGAGACAACAAAAUCCAGAGCAAGUGAAGAUGAAGUGGGGGGAAGAUGACCUAGUUCAAUUGAGGUUAGAGCGUUUUGGACAAAAAAGAGAAUGUUUUUAACUGAACUUCCAGUAUGCAGUACACCCAACACCAUUUUCAAACGUGUAAUAUUGUAACUGUCUCAUUAUAAUUUGAUUAAAGUUAUCGUUUCCGAGGUGAAGAUGUAGGGGACUGGUAAUUGUUGUCCUUGCAAUUCAUUUUACUAUCAGAUGCAGUUAAUUAGGUUGCUUUUUUUCCAGUCAUGUCAAGAUCAAUAAACUUCAACCUGGUCUUGUGGGUUAAUUGCACUGGUAUUGUUGAAAUUGCUGUGUAACAAUGAGCUGUCAUUUUUAUAACUUCCAAUAUAUUUGCA
Molecule: messenger RNA, 1415 nt
Organism: Ilex paraguariensis (yerba mate)
Lineage: Eukaryota; Viridiplantae; Streptophyta; Magnoliopsida; Aquifoliales; Aquifoliaceae
Source: the annotation of a GenBank genome assembly